UUUAAUUUAUUACAUCAAGAUCCAAGUUUGCAACAAGAAAUGUUUUAGUCAGUUUGGCUUUGUCUUCUCUUCACACCCACCUCUAAUUUCUUACACCAAAUCCCCUACUUGCUCCUCCUAUUCCUAUAGUGAUCACUUUGGUUUCUUCGAUACUCCUACACAGAUCCUUUUUUUUCCUCUCAGAGGUUUUGACCACUUUGGUUUCUGAUUCUCAGUCUCCCUUGGUCCUUUCUUUCCAUGGUUUUACCUUUGUUUCGUAAUUUUUCCAUAUUGACACAUACUUCAACAGCCUUUGCAGCAAUAAGUUUUUGUCGUGGCGUUUUUGAAAGACUUCUAUACAUAUACUUCCAUUUGUCUCUCAAUUUUAUCCCUUGUUUUUCUCAGAUAUUCAAGUUUUGGUGACUGGUCCAGAAAGAAAUCCUUCGCAUGUUUAAGACAGAAAUUGGUUUAGAUAAUUGGUACUGUUAUGGGUAGGAACACUGAAGGAGAGGUUCUUUACAGUGCAGGAUCGAAGGCCAUGAUGGAAGGUCAACCUAAAAAAUCUCUUUUUGCAUCUAUAACAAAACAUGAAGUCGAAAAUAGCAGGUCAAGCAGUAUGAUUUUGAAGAAAGUACAUACUGUAGUUCCUGCACAUAUCUUGGCAGAAGCAAUAUCGACAAUCCGUGGUCUUGACCUCAGAUGGUCAGGUCCAAUAACAACAACAGAAAUGCAAUAUGUUGAGCAGUAUGUCUUGGCGAAGUACCCCCAAUAUGCUGGCUUUAUCGGAGAGAAGGUAGAUCUCUCUACUCUUUGUAUCAACGAAGAGAUCUCAGAGCCUUCACCCGACGACAAGAACAAGUCACCUAGGACUGGUCUUAGAGAGGUCUCCACACCAUCCUUUGGAAGCAAUCACCCUGACUUGGAUAGAACCCAGUUAGAGCCAUCUAGACUGCUUGAUAUUCUUACAGAGAAAUCCUCAUUUCCAGGGAGUUUUGUAUCGAUACCUGAAAUCCAAGCUCAGCACAAGGUUCUGAGGCACUGUGGAUUACCUGAUGAUGAGUAUCUUGUCCUUUUCACUCAAAACUACAAAGAUGCAAUGAUGUUAGUAGGAGAGAGCUACCCCUUCUUCCGAGGGAACUUCUACAUGACUGCUAUCGGGGAAGAAAUGGAUUACGUAAAGGAAUUCGCCAGCUACAAGGAAUCAAAAGUGAUCCCGACACCAGAGAAUUGGUUGAAUUUGAGAAUCAAGGGAUCACAGCUUAGCCAGUAUUUUAGAAGGAAGUGUAAGCACUGUCCUAAGGGGUUAUUCUCAUACCCAGCUGAUGUGAAUGGAACUCGCUAUUCGAUGCAUUGGGUAUCCGAAGCCCAUCGGAACUCAUGGCAUGUUCUACUGGAUGCAACCGCCCUGGUCGUCGGGAAGGAUAGGUUGAAUCUUUCACUUCACAGGCCUGACUUUGUGCUGUGCAGUCCUGACAAUACCCCUGCUAAUCCUUCUACAAUCACAUGCCUUCUUGUUAGGAAGAAAUCUUUUGAUACUACAAUAGCUUCAUCUUAGCUCAAAGAUUAAGAAGAGGUGUUCGUUUGUGAAUAUUGAACAUGUUUAGACUGGUUAAUUAAGGAACAUCAACACAUGUCUCCGCCUUGGUAUCUGAAAUUAGUAGUCUGAUUUGGUUAAUUAUAACCUGUCAUCGAAUAAUCUUUCAGUCUAUGAAUAAUCCUAGGCAUCCAAUAGAAACAGAUAGGUGUAUUAUGGAAAAUAAAGAAACUCGAUUUUUCAUUGAUUUA
This is a messenger RNA of Populus trichocarpa (black cottonwood), 1764 nucleotides long. RefSeq lists its product as uncharacterized. The transcript is spliced from 3 exons. NCBI's taxonomy places the organism in Eukaryota, Viridiplantae, Streptophyta, Magnoliopsida, Malpighiales, Salicaceae. The record is from RefSeq and is a predicted model, not a curated record. The coding region runs from base 467 to 1534 and encodes 355 amino acids.